AUGUACUGGCCUCAGUCUUUUGCGGCAUGCGCGGUCCUCGCAGCGGUAUCCGUUUCGCGAUGUCUAGUAGCUACGACUGUGUCAGUCAGUUCGACCGCUAGCCAUUCCAUUCCCACGACCCUCUAUGGGCAGAUGUUCGAGAGUGGCGAUGGAGGUCUCUAUGCAGAGUUGCUUCAAAAUCGAGCAUUCCAGCAAGUGACUCCGGACACCUCCGAUGCACUUGAGCCCUGGGAGGCCGUCAACGGUGCCAACAUCACUGUCAUCGCGGACUCGGACCCCGUCUCUCCGGCGUUGCCCAAUUCUUUGCAAUUCACAGUUCCCUCCAGUGCGAGCGGAUCGGUCGGCUUCAGUAAUGAAGGCUACUGGGGCAUCAACGUAAAUGCGUCAUGGACGUACAAUGCAUCGCUCUACUAUCGCUUCCCUAGUUCAUCCACCUUCUCCGGGAAGCUCACAUUAGGCCUGGAGUCCUCCGCGGGUGACGUGUUGGCGUCAAACUCAACGACGAUCAGCGGAAGCCAGACGAUCUGGAAGCAGAUCGCGCUCGAGCUGACACCGUCAUAUAGCGCGUCGAACAACAAUAACAGCUUCUUCGUGACAGUCAACGGUUCGGAGGCCGCCGGAGAGACGAUCCACUUCGCGAUGUUCUCGCUGUUCCCUCCUACGUACAAGAAUCGACCGAAUGGCAUGAGGGUUGACAUCGCUGAGACGCUAGCUGACAUGAAGCCUGCGUUCUUCCGAUUUCCCGGUGGCAAUAAUCUCGGUCAAACAUGGGCCACCAGAUGGCAGUGGAAUGUCACCGUCGGACCACUCCUUGACAGGCCAGGCCGUGUCGGUGACUGGGGCUAUGUAAAUACCGAUGGUCUCGGUCUCUUGGAGUAUCUUACGUUCUUCGAGGAUGUGGGCAUGGAGCCAUUCAUGGCUGUCUGGGCUGGCUAUUCUCUCAAUGGAGAAAGUCUUCCUGAAGAUGACCUGUCGCCGUACAUUCAGCAGGCCAUCGAGCAGAUCGAAUUCGCAGUUGGGGAUGCGAACACCAGUUCAGUUGCUGCACUGAGAGCGCAGUACGGGCACCCUGAGCCGUUCAACGUCAGCUAUGUCGAAAUCGGAAACGAGGACUUCUUUGCAUCAGAUUCCUAUACCUAUAGGUGGCCUGCAUUUAUAGGGAACCUGAGCGCAGCAUAUCCGGAUAUCAACUAUAUUGCUACCACGUACCCGUUCGAUCCCAUUAUCUCACCCACGCCAAAGCAAUAUGAUAUCCACGUGUAUCAGACACCUGGUUGGUUCAUUGAAAACGCUUUUUAUUAUGAUGAUUUCGAGCGUAACGGAACGAGGUACUUCCAGGGCGAGUAUGCCUCAAUCUCAACCAACUCGAGCAACCUGUACGGAUCAGCCUCGGAAGGACGGUUCCUAUAUCCCACCAUUCUGAGCUCCACUGCCGAAGCAGCAUACAUGACGGGAUUCGAGCGAAACGCUGAUAUCGUCUUUGCUGCGUCCUAUGCGCCUCUGCUGCAGCUGGUAAAUGACUCACAAUGGAAGACCCCCGACCUCAUUACUUUUGAUGCUUCCACUGUCGUGAGGUCGACAAGCUACUACGUUCAGCAACUGUUUAGCCUGAACGUCGGUGACGAAUAUCUUCCAAGCACACUGCCGACACAGAACGGAACUCUCUAUUGGUCAAUCACCAGGAGCUCUUCGACUGAAAACGUCUACAUCAAGCUUGUCAACGUUGCCUCAUCCGAGGCAGACGUGACAUUCGAGCUGCCAUUUGAGGUGGCGAGCACCGGAACUUUGAAACUUCUGACGGGCAACCCGGAUGAUAGCAACACUCCGGACGCGCCGGAUUACAUCACCCCAGAGACCAGCACGAUAUUCACGGAUUCGACGCUCAACUACACCGCUCCCGCUUACAGCCUCAGCGUGAUUAUCGUGAGCACGUCCUAA
Laetiporus sulphureus 93-53 is the source of this 1938-nucleotide messenger RNA. Its product is annotated as glycoside hydrolase family 51 protein. Bases 1 to 1938 code for a protein of 645 amino acids. The transcript has 24 exons. Gene Ontology annotation, molecular function: alpha-L-arabinofuranosidase activity. Gene Ontology annotation, biological process: L-arabinose metabolic process. NCBI's taxonomy places the organism in Eukaryota, Fungi, Basidiomycota, Agaricomycetes, Polyporales, Laetiporaceae. The record is from RefSeq and is a predicted model, not a curated record.